Messenger RNA from Funneliformis caledonium, 335 nucleotides. The record is from the annotation of a GenBank genome assembly. NCBI's taxonomy places the organism in Eukaryota, Fungi, Glomeromycota, Glomeromycetes, Glomerales, Glomeraceae.
GUGUCGAUAGUAAUUCUUUUAAUAGUAUCCAACUUAAUGAACCUUCCGUUAAUAUUCGUUGUGAUAAUGGAUCAAGUGUGGGUUAUAACUCAAAAUUUAGAGAAUAUUUUAAUAAAAUAACCAUGUCUCCUGGAAUAUCUGCUACUUCAUAUAUUGAGAUUGUAAAGUUGCAAGAAUUACUUAUUAGCCGAAAGGAUUUGUUCAAGGAAAGAAAGUAUUUUUCUUCAAGCCCGCAUCUCUUAGUCAAAAGACUUAAGGAAUUCAUUACGGAAGGUUCAUUAAGUUGGAUACUAUUAAAAGAAUUACUAUCGACACCUACAGAGAAAUUGGUUGUG